AUGGCAGCCGUCCUGUCGGAAAACAUCGAGCCCCGCCUCGAGCGGUGGGCAGACAGACUCAAGAACCUCACCACCGCUUCUCUCACAUCUGUCGCCGAUUAUCCAAAGCCUGCUGAAUCCAGAGUCGUCGAAGCUGUUCACUCAAUAACUCUCCCUGAGAGCUCCCGUUUUUCAUUGCUUCAGUUGGCAAUCACAGAUGGCUCUAACCACGCCUCGCCGUUCACCAUUUUGUUGGCUGCAUUCGCUAUUCUGGCAUUCAGAAUCACUGGCGAUGAAGACAUAAGCCUUGCUACCAGUGCAGAAACUAAGGAACCAUACGUUCUUCGUCUUCCUAUUGCUGGACAGACCAGCUUCAUUUCUGUCCUGGAAGCCGUUCAGAAGGCUGAACAAGUCGGUGCCGCCGAUGCAGUCCCAUUCUCUGCACUCCUCUCCUACCUCCAAAAGAAAACCAAAUCAAAGGUCCCACCAUCCCUCUUCCGCCUCUCCCUCUACCAUGCUCCGGAUGCUCCUUCAAAGCAAUUCCUUGCUUCGAAUGAACUUAACACCGAUUUGAAUAUAUACGUCGAGCUCAAACCGCUCUCUCAAGCAUCGCUCCGCUCGUCGGCCCUUAUCCCAGAAAUCACAUUGAGCGCACAUUACAACCAGCUUGUCUUCAGCAAGGCUCGUAUUUCGUUAAUGAUCGAGCAGCUCCUUCAAAUCGUUCAAAUCGGUGCUGCGAACCCAACCAUAAACGUCGGUGCUAUAUCUCUUAUCACACCGUCGCAACAGGCUGUUCUUCCAGACCCAAAGAAGGAUUUGAAGUGGAGCUCCUUCCGUGGUGCUAUUCACGAUAUCUUCGCUGCAAAUGCUGCAAGACAUCCGGAUAGACCAUGUGUGGUCGAAACACCAGACUUCACGGAAUCAGACUCCGUUGAGCGAGUUUUCACUUAUCGUCAAAUCGAUGAGGCGUCGAAUAUUCUCGCCCAUCAUUUGAUCAAAUCUGGUAUCCGACUGGGAGAUGUAGUAAUGGUUUACGCCUACCGUGGUGUGGACCUCGUGGUAGCUGUAUUUGGUGUUCUUAAGGCUGGUGGUACAUUUUCCGUCAUAGAUCCCCAAUAUCCGCCAAACAGACAGAAUAUCUACCUUUCGGUCGCACGCCCAAAGGCAUUGGUAGUCAUUGAAAAGGCAGGGACACUGUCUCCAGUAGUUCUCAAAUACAUUGAUGACGAACUCUCACUUGUCACUCGAGUCCCUGCCUUGGCAAUCCAAUCAGACGGUAGUCUUCUUGGAGGAAAAGACGCCAAUGGUGUCGAUGUCCUGUCACCCCAGGUGGAACUCAAGUCCCAAAACCCUGGCGUGGUCGUCGGUCCAGAUAGCAAUCCUACCUUGUCUUUCACAUCUGGUUCCGAGGGUAUUCCCAAGGGCGUUCGCGGCCGCCAUUUCUCUCUCACAUAUUACUUCCCAUGGAUGGCAGAGACAUUCAACCUCUCAGAGAACGACCGCUUCACUAUGCUUAGCGGUAUUGCUCAUGACCCUAUCCAGCGUGAUAUGUUCACUCCUCUCUUCUUGGGUGCGAGACUUUACGUUCCAACCAUGAACGAUAUUGGAACACCCGGAAGACUGGCCGAGUGGAUGGCAGAGAAUCAAUGUACCGUCACACAUUUGACUCCGGCCAUGGGUCAACUACUCUCCGCACAGGCUUCUGCAGAGAUCCCAUCGCUACAUCAUGCAUUCUUUGUCGGUGAUAUUCUUACAAAGCGCGAUUGUUUGCGCCUACAGACCCUUGCAAGGAAUGUAAACGUGGUUAACAUGUACGGAACCACUGAGACUCAGCGUGCGGUUUCUUACUUUGAGAUUCCGUCGCUAGCUAAGGAUGCGACUUUCAGCCAGAGCCAGAAGGACGUUAUUGCGGCUGGAAAGGGUAUGGUUGAUGUCCAACUUCUUGUCGUAAACAGACAUGAUCGCAGUCAGAUUUGUGGAGUUGGAGAAAUCGGAGAGCUUUAUGUUCGUGCAGCUGGGUUGGCUGAGGGAUACCUUCAGCUACCGGAAUUGACGGAACAAAAGUUUGUCAGAAAUUGGUUUGUGGAUGAAGCCCAAUGGAAGGAGGCUGAUGUAGAUGGUGGGGAGAAGUGGAGGGAGUUCUAUAUGGGACCUAGAGAUAGGUUGUAUAGAAGUGGUGAUUUGGGGAGGUAUACUCCUAGCGGAGAUGUUGAGUGUUCCGGACGAGCGGACGAUCAAGUUAAGAUCCGUGGAUUCAGAAUCGAGCUCGGUGAGAUUGACACACAUCUCUCGCAGCACCCGUUGGUUCGAGAGAACAUUACGCUUGUUAAGCGUGAUAAGGACGAAGAACCAACUUUGGUGUCAUACAUCGUUCCUCUGCAGAAUGAUGAACUGGAUGCGAUGGAGAGCGCAGACGAAACUGCUACGGAGGGAGACGUAGAAGUUGAAAGCGAUGAUAUCGUGAGAAGGUUGAGGAGGUAUAGGAAGCUGAUUCAGGAUAUCAAAAAGUAUUUGGCGACCAAGCUUCCAGCGUACGCUGUACCUACUGUUGUGGUGCCGAUGGCGAGAAUGCCAUUGAAUCCAAACGGCAAGGUUGACAAGCCAGCGCUGCCUUUCCCUGAUACUGCUACUAUUGCUGCUGCAAGCGGAAGGAGGAGAAGACUUACAUCUACAGUUGGAGAGCCAUUGGAAGCUUAUGACGCACAAUGGUCACCCACUGCCCGUGCGCUCCGAGAUAUCUGGAAGAGCUUGCUACCACUUCUUACAGAUAAGAUCCAGCUUACGGACGGUUUCUUUGACCUCGGAGGACAUUCGAUCCUUGCAACUCGAAUGAUCUUUGAAGUCAGAAAUAGGUUUGCAGCUGAAAUCCCCUUGGGAUUGGUUUUCAAGCAACCCACACUUGGUGGCCUUGCCAUAGAAGUAGAAAGGAUCAGCCAGAGUGUCGAAAUAGGACUUGAGCCUGCUGCUGAAACUUCUUCCGUUGAAGUUGGAAAGGAGUCGGAGUAUGCGAAGGAAGCACGAGAGUUGGUUAACAGCCUUCCAGAAUCCUUUGAGUCAGCACCGGAAGUCGAUGAAACGAAGGAGUACAAUGUAUUCCUCACUGGUGUCACUGGUUUCCUUGGUGCCUUCCUUCUCCGUGAGCUCUUGACUAGAGAGGCUCCAAAGAUCAAAGUAUACGCCCAUGUCAGAGCUGAUACGACUGAAAAAGCGCUCCAGAGAAUCCAAGCUAGCUGUGAGGCUUAUGAUACCUGGUCUGAUUCCUGGAAGGACAGAAUCGUUCCAGUCACCGGUGACCUAGGCAAGGAAAACUUAGGCUUGGACGACAAAACCUGGAAUACCGUUGCUGCGGAAGCAGACUUCGUGAUCCACAAUGGUGCGCAAGUACACUGGGUUUAUCCGUACAGCACCCUCCGAAAGCCCAAUGUCUUCGGUACUCUUGCGGCCAUAAACCUCUGCGCUACCGGAAAGCCUAAGAGCUUUGCAUUCGUAUCCUCUACUUCGGUAUUGGAUAAUGAUCAUUACGUUGCACUUUCCGAUACUAUCUUGGAGCAAGGUGGGGCUGGUGUUCCUGAAGAUGAUGAUUUAGAAGGGUCGGCGUCCGGAUUGGGUAAUGGAUAUGGACAGAGCAAAUGGGUUGGAGAGUAUAUCACUCGUGAAGCUGGCAAGAGAGGGUUGAAGGGAACGAUUAUUAGACCGGGUUAUAUUACUGGUGAUACUUUGACCGGAGUGACAAACACCGAUGACUUCCUUGUCCGCAUGAUUAAGGGCUGCAUCCAGCUCGGCCAAACCCCAGAUAUCCAUAAUACAGUCAACAUGGUCCCAGUCGACCAUGUCGCCCGAGUAGUGGUAGCCUCAACACUCUAUCCACCAGCAACUCCACUAGCAGUAGCCCAAGUAACCUCCCACCCACGUCUCCGUUUCAACGAAUUCCUAGCCACCCUACCCGUCUACGGGUACAAUGUCCAACGGGUAGAUUACGUCCCCUGGAGGAUUGCACUAGAAAGACAUGUAACGGAGGUUAGUAAGGAUAACGCCCUCUACCCGCUCGUCCACUUUGUGUGUGAUAAUUUGCCACAAAGCACGAAGGCGCCAGAGUUGGAUGAUGAGAACUCUAGAAGGGCUUUGGCGAAGUAUGAUGAGAAGUGGGUUGGGGGUAGUGGGGUUGAUGAAGGGUUGAUGGGGGUUUAUUUGGCUUUCCUUGUUGGAAUUGGGUUUUUGGAGGCUCCGAAGGGUGAAGGGAAGGGGUUGCCGGAGGCUAAAGUCGGGGAGAGGAGUUUGAAGAGGCUUAAGGAGAUUGGUGGGAGAGGUGCUAUGGCUUAA
This is a messenger RNA of Orbilia oligospora ATCC 24927, 4299 nucleotides long. RefSeq lists its product as uncharacterized. Bases 1 to 4299 code for a protein of 1432 amino acids. The transcript has 3 exons. Gene Ontology annotation, molecular function: L-aminoadipate-semialdehyde dehydrogenase [NAD(P)+] activity; phosphopantetheine binding. Lineage: Eukaryota; Fungi; Ascomycota; Orbiliomycetes; Orbiliales; Orbiliaceae. Gene Ontology annotation, biological process: L-lysine biosynthetic process. The record is from RefSeq and is a predicted model, not a curated record.